AUUUCCACCUCUUAUUAUUCCUGUUCUCCCCAAACUAACAAAAAUCAUGGACCCCCUAAAUUCACCUCUAUCCUCGUCUUGACAUGUCUCCGCCGCCGCAGCUACCACCACCACCACAACUACCAGCUUUACCGUCGUCUUACCACAACCUUCUUAACAAAACGAAGUCGCUCCCUGACGUUAUUUUCACCGUCUUCUCUUUAUUUGUUCUCUUCUCUUCUUCUCCUAAACCCACAUCCGUUUACUUUCUCCCCAACAACAAAGUCUCUUUCCCAUUGAACCCCCGGAGAUUCCUCAAAUCUCCCACCAUGUCCUCCCCCUUACGAAACCCUACAAACCCUAGAAACCGUCCCUUUGCAACCCCUCAGUCUUUAUCCGAUUGGCUGAAGCCUCGGCUUCCCUCCGAUUCCUUCGCCUCGUGGGGGAUCAAGCCGGGAACGAAGAACGUGCAUAACUUAUGGCUCGAAAUCUCUGAAGGUGAAACCUUGCUCGCCGAUUCUACCCCUCCCGUCCGCACCGUUGAGGUUGUGAUCGUGCGAAUUAUUCGAAAUGACGGGAAAAUCCUUGUAGAAUCACACCAGGAGUUAUCCAACGGUGACGUCCGUACCCGGUGCCGGCCCUUGUCGGAGAAAAUGAAGCCUGGAGAAUCCAUAGAGGCGGCCGUCUUUAGAGCAGUUAAGGAAGAGCUGGGAUCCAUAAUUGAAAAUGGGGAUUUUCAGAGUUUUGAUAAUAAUGAUUAUGAUAUUAAUGGCAUAGUGAAAAUUGUGCCGAAUUCUUAUGUAAAGAAGGUGGAGGAGAGGGCUUCUGCAUCGUAUCCGGGAUUGCCAGCUUGUUACGUAUUGCAUACCGUGGAUGCCGAGGUGGAUUGGUUGCCGGGAGGCGAAUUCUGUACAGAGGAGGAGGAGGAAUACGGGAAUUUUGAUGGGAGGAAUAUAGCGGAUAGUGCAGUUCAUUGUAAAAAGCAUUACUGGAAGUGGGUCGAUUCUAAUUCGGUUUGACAUUUAAUUGCUGGAGGAGGCAUGGUGCACAUGUCGGUGGCGGUGGUGAGCGAGCAAGAGGUGAAAUCAAUCCUAUUCAUCCUAGCAAAUGAUCUGAACCCAUUUUGUUGAAUGAAUGGAACCAUGAACCAUGCUGUGUACUCCGCUACCCUGAUGGCCAGCUAGAAUGUAUUUAUAGAAUCAUCAUCCAAAAGAGUAUGGAUUUGGGUGCCGGGUCUGAACUACUCCAUACCGAUCCUAUUUGGAUUAAUGCCCAUAUUAACCGAAAGAAUGACCAUGAAACAAGUAUCAUGACCACUAUCUAAUUGACAGAUGUAAACAUGGCAUAGGGCGAGACAUAACUUUUGCAAACAUUGAACUUCUGGCUAGUUGUUGUUUGGAUGGCGGAAAUGGAUGAGAAAAGGUGGCGUCAAAAUGGACAGUGGAGGAGGGGCUAAGGUCUACCAGGAGAAGCGAUUAUCAGUGGUUGGGGAUAAGAAUUUUUAUUUUAUGUUGUAUUUGACUCAUCCUGUAGUUCUAUAUGCAUUAUCAAAGGGCCAAGGUCUUAAAUACAGUAA
Messenger RNA from Olea europaea var. sylvestris, 1555 nucleotides. RefSeq lists its product as uncharacterized. The record is from RefSeq and is a predicted model, not a curated record. The transcript is spliced from 2 exons. The coding region runs from base 84 to 998 and encodes 304 amino acids. Lineage: Eukaryota; Viridiplantae; Streptophyta; Magnoliopsida; Lamiales; Oleaceae.